AUGUCAUGGCUCGCUCGCUCCAUCGCCGCCACACUCUCCUCCGCCCACUCUGACGACGAUGAAUCCGAGCCCCCCUCCGGCGACAAGAGCCCGCCGCGCGCCGCCGACCCCACCAGCGCUGACACCGGGGAGUCCGACAAGCAGCCGGACACCCCGAGCCGCGGCGUUAAGGGCGAUAUCUCGGAGCUGACCGAGUCCCUCACCCGCCGGUUCUGGGGCGUUGCCUCCUUCCUCGCGCCACCGCCAGUUGAGCGAGAGACCGAGGGAGGAGGAGGAGGAGGAGGAGGAGGAGGAGGAGGAGGCCACAGCCGCGGAGGUUUUGCUGGGGAAGUGUUGUUUGCAACUGGUUGUGAUACUGUCAAUGUUUACUGUACUUUUGCUCAAACUUGCAACUGGGUCGGAGUUGUUUUUGGAGUUGACAAUUAUAGGUUCAACAUCUAUUUUGAACUGUCAGAUGCGCAGUAUGGACAUGCAGUUGCUAUAGAGCGCCUUGUGCCAAGCCUGUCAUACCUCAGGACUGAGCUUUGCUCUACCAAUAUGAGUGAAGCGUGCUUCUGGAAGAUAUAUUUUGUGCUUCUCCAUUCGAAACUCAGCAAGCAAGAUGCUGAAAUUCUUUCAACACCACAAAUCCUGGAAGCAAGAGAAGGACUAUUGCAAAGUUCACCGACAAAGAACAAGCUGUUAUCAGAAAACAGGAAUGCUACAGAACCAGAAGAUAGUCAGUUGUCACCCUCAAGCAUCCAAGACAAGCGUGGAGUAUCUGAAGCGCCAUCAUCCCAAGAACUAACUUCUGACCCUGUGCCUAAUGUUGAGUCUGACAAGCAUCCUAUCUCAAGUACUGAGGCAGAAAUAGUUGACAAGUCUGUAAUUCAAGAAGAGUUGGUGAUGAAAACUGAGGCAAAGGGUUUACCCACUGAGAAAUCUAACCCUCACCCUGCAGAGGAUGAUGAUGAAAAAGAAGUAGAUGAUUGGCUACAGGAUGUGGAUCAUGUGCCUAGCAAAACUGGCAACACCACUGCAGUUGGGGAGGAGGAAGAUGUAUCCUUCAGCGAUCUAGAGGAUGACUAG
Messenger RNA from Miscanthus lutarioriparius, 1068 nucleotides. The record is from the annotation of a GenBank genome assembly. NCBI's taxonomy places the organism in Eukaryota, Viridiplantae, Streptophyta, Magnoliopsida, Poales, Poaceae.